CUCUUUCUCUCUUCAGUGUGAAUCUUUUUUUGUGAGAAAAUUGUUCUUGUAUCCUCUGAGAGCAAAGAAACCCACCAGUUUCUCGUUUGCUUUCUUCCGGUAAAGUCGUUGAUCGAUUCAUUAUCGUUAAUUCUUUUUUCUUCCGUUGGCCAUCCUUGAAAUUGGAAACCUAAGAACUCACGGCUUGUCGCUUAUGGCUGUGAUCUGCCUCCGAGCCCUCCAUCUCUUCCGAUUAUAGGCCAUGUUCACCUUCUCCUCUCUUCCCUAGCUCAUAAAUCUUUACAGAAACUCUCAUCCAAGUAUGGACCUCUUCUCUAUCUCCGCGUCUUCAACUUCCCUGUAGUCCUCGUCUCCUCGGCGUCUGUGGCCUACGAGAUCUUUAAGGCUCAUGACUUGAACAUCUCAUCUCGUGACAACCCUUCAAUCGAUGAUUCCCUCUUGAUUGGAUCUUCUGUCUUUGGUAGUGCUCCUUAUGGAGAUUACUUUAAGUUCAUGAAGAAGCUCCUGGUUACUAAGCUGCUUGGACCACAGGCACUUGAGCGGUCAAGAGGCAUCCGUGCAGAUGAGCUUGAGCGGUUUCACUCAAGCCUGCUUGAUAAGGCGGUAAAGAAGGAGAUCGUUGAGAUUGGGAAGGAAGCAACGAAGCUUAGUAAUAACAGCCUCUGGAGGAUGAGCAUUGGGAGAAGUUUUUCAGAGAAGAAUGGUGAGGCUGAGAGAGUCAGGGGACUGGUUACUGAGUUAGAUGGCUUGACAAAGAAGGUCUUGUUUGCAACUUUGCUGCACAGGCCCCUUGAGAAGCUUGGAAUCUCUCUGUUCAAAAAGGAGAUCAUGUGUGUUUCUGACAGCUUCGAUGAGGUCCUUGAGAGGGUUCUUGUGGAACAUGAACAGAAACUGGACGAUCAUCAAGAUAGGGACAUGAUGGACGUGUUGUUGGCAGCUUAUGGAGAUGAAAACGCAGAGCAUAAAAUCAGCAGGAACCACAUCAAAGCAUUUUUCGUGGAGCUUUUCUUUGCGGGUACUGAUACCUCGGCGCAAUCAAUACAGUGGACAAUGGCAGAGAUCAUUAACAACCCCAACAUUCUUAAAAGAUUGAGAGAAGAAAUCGAUUCUGUGGUAGGGAAAACAAGGUUGAUUCAAGAAACUGAUCUACCAAAGCUCCCCUAUUUGCAAGCUGUGGUUAAGGAAGGACUUAGAUUGCACCCGCCAUUGCCUCUCUUUGUAAGGACGUUCCAAGAAGGGUGUAAGAUUGGAGGUUUCUAUGUACCAGAAAAGACAACACUUAUUGGUAAUGCUUAUGUUAUGAUGAGAGAUCCGAGUGUCUGGGAAGACCCUGAGGAGUUUAAACCUGAGAGGUUUCUAUCUUCUUCAAGAUCAACGCAAGAAGAGGAAAGAAGAGAGCAAGCACUUAAGUACAUUCCUUUCGGUAGUGGACGGAGAGGCUGUCCUGGAUCAAGUCUGGGUUAUAUCUUUGUUGGCACCGCAGUUGGAAUGAUGGUGCAAUGCUUUGACUGGAGUAUCAAAGGAGACAAGGUCCAAAUGGAUGAGGCUGGAGGACUAAACUUGAGUAUGGCUCAUUCCCUGAAGUGCACUCCUGUUCCUCGAAACCGGCCUUUACUUGCUGAUCAGUAGAUGCCAAGUUUGUAAUUUUCAGAUGUCACUGAACUCGCAAACAUAGAAAAGUGCUGAAUUCAGAUGUUUACUACUGGUAUGUUUUAAUUCCGUUUACUGUAUGAAUAUAAAUAAAAUAGAAAAUUGUCCCACUAUUUCUGGCCUGUUUCUCUUUACAGUUCCCUGAGUCCUUUUACCGUAGGAUUGGUAUCAA
Molecule: messenger RNA, 1822 nt
Organism: Arabidopsis thaliana (thale cress)
Lineage: Eukaryota; Viridiplantae; Streptophyta; Magnoliopsida; Brassicales; Brassicaceae
Gene: CYP705A21
Product: cytochrome P450, family 705, subfamily A, polypeptide 21
Exons: 3
Coding region: 493-1629 (378 amino acids)
Cellular component (GO): membrane
Molecular function (GO): oxidoreductase activity, acting on paired donors, with incorporation or reduction of molecular oxygen; iron ion binding; monooxygenase activity
Source: RefSeq, marked reviewed